UUUCGGGAUCCGGGCCUGAAAUGCUCCGCUGUCAAGUCAAGACCACUCACUGGCCCAGCGGCGCUGCAGGCACCAUCUAGCCACUCUAGGCUCUCCACUCGCCUCCACAUUGGGGCAAGGCAAGACAUCCAUCCUUCAACGGUGCAGUUGCUCUCGACUUCCUCCGUCAUUCUACCUCACUUCGCUCCCUUCCUCUACUCUCUUGCAGACUUCAGUUCUCAAAUAUUACGCAUUUCUCCGGUUUCAUAUUUGCACAACCCCAGCACAUAUUACGGCUAUAUCCACUAUUGUCUUAUAGACAGCGUUCUCCAUACUCUGUACCAACAAGCUUGCCCCGCACCACGCCAGUACCUUGCAGACGUCUCACUCAACACAGCAUUGUUCUGGAUAUCUUCGAUACAAUUUAGAGCAUUUUGCUUUUACUGAAUUGCACAGUUAUAGCUGGUCUGCGCUUGGCGGACGCUCAAAAACGCCAUGUUUGUACUCCCACCCCCACCCAGAUAUCCCUCAAUCAAUGCGUACAACGCAGCUGUUGCCAAUGGAACUGCUCCAGCUCUUAUUGAGACUAAUAACAUCCUGUCACACCCUACGGGACCCGAGUACCAGCUGGUUGUGGGUGAAGGAACAUACGUUCUAAAAGAAGAUCUACACCUUGCGACACCGCCUCCGCAUCCCUCAGAAGCCCCAAUUAUCAAUCCGAAUCCCCUUGCGACAACACCCCAACCUGCGACGGCUGGAACCAAGAUAUCUCUGCUUUCGUUCAGCUCCCGAAGUUCAGCUCCGCUUCUCUACAAGGUCGAUACGAACAGAAGCACAAGGUCUGGGGGUUUAUCUGGUAGCAUCCAAGAGCAUCCUGCCGAGGACCGAGUUUCUGGAGAUAAUGUUCCUGGUAGCAGUGAUGGAGGCGGAACAUCUGUCACUGGGAGUGCCAGGGCAACUCUCUCCAUUGGUUCUGCUCCAGCAUUCGGCGAAGGCAACUCCAUGUUAUCCGCAACAAGCAAAGAUGCCGGAAAACGAAGGAAGCCCAAGAACAAUAUCGCCAAGAGUAACUCGUCGUUCAUCUCAAGGUGCAUUGUCAACGAGAAUAUGGGCAAGAGGGUACAGGAGAGGCCGGCGGAUGGAUACUUCGCUUUUGCCAAUAUCAAUCGAGCUUUCCAAUGGCUUGACUUGUCCUCACCUCAAAAGGCUGAUCAUUUAACCAAGAUUUUGUUCACCAAGGGUCAUUGUCUCUGUCAUGAUAUCAACCAAGUUACCAAAGCUCCAAACCAUAUGGAUAUCAUAAUGGGAUUUUCAACAGGCGAAAUUAUCUGGUUCGAGCCAAUUUCUCAGAAAUACACACGCUUGAACAAGAAUGGGAUCAUUAAUGCCACUCCUGUCUCGGAAAUCCGUUGGAUUCCUGGAUCUGAAAACCUAUUUCUUGCGGCACAUAUGGACGGCUCUCUAGUCGUGUAUGACAAGGAAAAGGAGGAUCUGGCUUUCCUACCAGAAGAGAAUGGUACUACGACAAAUGGUAAUGCUGACCAGACUAAUGGGCACGCCGAAACCGCCAAGCUCCACGUGGACAAGUCUGUACAUUCUAAGAACCAGAAGUUCAACCCUGUAUCAUUCUGGAAGUUGUCCAACCAACGCAUAAAUGCUUUUGCAUUUUCGCCUGAUAACAGGCACUUGGCAGUAGUUUCAGAGGAUGGAACUUUACGGAUCAUAGAUUAUCUCAAGGAGCAGCUUCUUGACCUUUAUGCCAGUUACUAUGGUGGCUUUCUCUGCGUCUGCUGGUCUCCAGAUGGCAAAUAUGUCCUCACUGGAGGCCAAGACGAUCUCGUAUCCAUCUGGUCAGUUGCUGAGUCUACCAUCGUUGCUCGUUGCCAAGGUCAUCAAUCUUGGGUCACCGCUGUUUGCUUUGAUCCAUGGCGAUGUGAUGACCGAAAUUACCGAUUUGGUAGCGUUGGCGAGGACUGCCGGCUCUUGCUAUGGGACUUCAGCGUAGGAAUGUUGCACCGUCCAAAGGCUGUUUCUGUUCGACAGAGAGGAAGCAUUUCCUCUCGCUUUGCGAAUCCGCUACAGCGAGCCGAAACCCAAAACACAGGAACUAGUAGGCUACGAUCAAACUCCAGUCUCUCGGCAUCGGAUGAAGAUGAGCAUCUGAUUGAACAUCCCGUGGAGCCAAGGUCAAACACGGCAAUGCUUCCACCAGUCAUGUCUAAGGUUGUUGAUCCAGAUCCACUUUGCUGGUUGGAGUUCACCGAAAGUUCAAUUCUCACAAGCUGCAAAAGCGGCCACAUUCGCACUUGGGACCGGCCUCGGGACGUUGCCAACCAAAGUGAAAUCACGUUAUCAUCUACUUAGGCAGUUUAUUUCUGCCCCAAAGAAAUCUCUUGCAUACUUAGCGCGAUACAAAAUAAUUUAUGGAGUUGAAUUGUUUAAUUUUACAUACCUCAAAGCUUGAUACAACGAGCUCGUUGCUAAUUUCAUUCUCGAUUUUUUUUUCUUUUGCUGCCUGUGAAGCUUAAUAUCGCGCCGUGUGAGAGAGGGUUGACCGAAGAGCAGUAUACUUUAACGAACGCCCAUACUAUUCAAGGCAGCCUUCCAGCGAAAGCUUGAGUUGUUUCCAAGUUUCUCUUGUCUGUCAGUCGUCAAAUCAGAUGUCAUACCGGUUAUACGGGAAACCUCCAGAUGUCCCAGGAGGGCGGGGCGACAACUGUCGGAC
This is a messenger RNA of Cadophora gregata, 2704 nucleotides long. RefSeq lists its product as uncharacterized. The record is from RefSeq and is a predicted model, not a curated record. Lineage: Eukaryota; Fungi; Ascomycota; Leotiomycetes; Helotiales; Ploettnerulaceae. Gene Ontology annotation, molecular function: protein binding. Gene Ontology annotation, biological process: carbon catabolite repression of transcription. Bases 475 to 2343 code for a protein of 622 amino acids. The transcript has 8 exons. Gene Ontology annotation, cellular component: nucleus; cell tip; cell division site.